Molecule: messenger RNA, 3351 nt
Organism: Cynoglossus semilaevis (tongue sole)
Lineage: Eukaryota; Metazoa; Chordata; Actinopteri; Pleuronectiformes; Cynoglossidae
Gene: shkbp1
Product: SH3KBP1 binding protein 1
Exons: 17
Coding region: 125-2758 (877 amino acids)
Biological process (GO): protein homooligomerization
Molecular function (GO): protein binding
Source: RefSeq, a predicted model, not a curated record
UUUACUUCCGCUUUAUAGCGCGACAGGAAGUUAGCUUGAAAAUCAUAACGGAAGCUGGAGUUUAUUGUUAAGGUGAUAAAAAUGGAUUGAAAAGUGUGUUGUUUUUAUUGUGGAGACUCGUCAUAUGAUGUCCAAAAUGGCACGGAGUGGGGAUAUUAUUCACCUGAACGUCGGCGGAAAGAGGUUCAGCACCUCCAGACAGACUCUCACGUGGGUCGCUGACUCGUUCUUCUCCAGUCUUCUGAGUGGACGCAUCUCCACUCUGAAGGAUGAAACUGGAGCAAUCUUUAUCGACAGAGACCCUUCUUUGUUUGCACCCAUCCUCAACUAUCUGCGGACGAAAGAGUUACAUCCAAGCUCCAUCAACGUGCACAUGCUCAUGCAUGAGGCAGAAUUCUAUGGCAUCACGCCACUGGUACGAAAGCUGCAGUUGUGUGACGAACUGGACCGAUCUUCCUGUGGAAAUGUGCUGUUCAAUGGUUACCUACCUCCACCAGUUUACCCAGCGAAACGCCGAAACCGCCACAGUGUGGCAGGGUCACAGUUCAUGGGCGGACGAGUUGUACCCACAGAGAGAGCUCCAGUCAGACGCAGUAACACUAUGCCACCCAACCUGGGGAACUCUGGAAUACUGAGUAGAGCUGGUAUUGAAGAGAGGCCCUCUACAGGUCAGUCUUCAGAUUCUGGGAUGGUGCGCAUCGUCUGUGGUCAUCACAACUGGAUCGCCGUAGCGUACGCUCAGUUCGUGGUCUGCUACAGGGUGAAGGAGUCCACAGGAUGGCAGCAGGUCUUCACCUCUCCCCGUCUGGACUGGGUGAUCGACAGGGUGGCCCUCAAUGCUAAAGUGAUGGGGGGCUCUCUGGGAGACAACGAUAAGAUGGUGGCUGUGGCCUCAGGGACAGAAAUCAUACUGUGGUCCAUCUGUCCUGACGGCAAUGGAAAUGAAAUUGGUGUCUUUAGCCUCAACGUCCCAGUAGAGGCUCUGUUCUUUGUGGGUAACCAGCUGAUAGCCACCAGUCACACUGGGAAGGUUGGAGUUUGGAACGCUGUCACGAAACACUGGCAGAACCAGGAUGUGGUUCCAAUCAGCAGUUAUGACACAGCUGGCUCCUUCCUGAUUUUGGGCUGCAACAACGGGUCCAUCUACUACAUUGAUGUCCAAAAGUUUCCUCUGAGGAUGAAAGACAAUGACCUGCUGGUGACAGAACUGUACAGAGACCCUACUGAAGACGCCAUCACUGCGCUCAGUGUCUACCUCACACCCAAGACCAGCGACAGUGGUAACUGGAUUGAGAUCGCAUACGGAACCAGCUCUGGGACAGUUCGGGUAAUUGUUCAGCAUCCAGAGACGGUGGGCUCUGGGCCUCAGCUCUUCCAGACCUUCUCUGUCCACCGCAGCCCUGUCACUAAGAUCAUGCUGUCAGAGAAACACCUCAUUUCAGUUUGUGCAGACAACAACCAUGUGAGGACUUGGACGGUGACAAGGUUCAGAGGGAUGAUCUCCACCCAGCCAGGAUCUACGCCCCUCACCUCCUUCAAAAUCCUCAGCCUUGAGGACAUCGAUGGACACGGAGGCUGCAGCGCUGGGACAGAGAUUGGUCCUUAUGGAGAGAGAGAUGACCAACAGGUUUUCAUCCAGAGAGUUGUACCAGACACUGACAAACUGUACGUCAGGUUGUCAUCCAACGGAAAGAGGGUGUGUGAGGUGCGUUCGGUGGACGGCACCUCCAUCACUUCCUUCAUGGUCCAUGAGUGUGAGGGCUCCAGCCGCAUCGGCUCCAGACCGCGUCGUUACCUGUUCAGUGGCCACAGUAACGGUAGCAUCCAGAUGUGGGACCUGACCACUGCCAUGGAGAUCGCAGGAAAAGUGGACAUCAAAGCACUGGGAGGACCAACAGAAGAAGAAUUGCUGGAGUUACUGGACCAGUGUGACCUGGCCCUGACCAGAACACCCGACAGUACACCCAGAACCUCCACCUGCAGUCUUUACUCUCAGCUGGGUGAUGCCUUCAGGCCUGAUCGUCCCAACACUGUGGGAGGUCGAGGCGUAGGAGGAGGAACAGGAGGUGGAGGAGCAGCUUUAGGCUCAGCAGCCUCACUGCGCGGCAGCCUCUCCAGACAAACCGCUCCCUCUCUACCACAUGGUAAACCUGUCAGAGAUCCCAGACUUUCACCAGCAGCCGGACCACUGACAUUUGCUGCUCCUAGUCCUGCCCACACUCACAGUUUCACCUCCAGUCCCCGCCCACAGAGACACUCAGAGCGUGACAAAGAGUGGGGACCAGUGCGCCGGGGCAGCUUUGUUGAACGCUGCCAAGAACUGGCUAAAGGUUCUGAGGCUGCUGGCUGCUCAGGGUUUGGGUCUUUGUCGGGUUCUGAGGGGGUCCGGCGGAGCUUAGCUGUGUGCAGCGAGUUAGAAGCCAGGUUUGGUAUCAGGACACCCACCACUUUCUCUGUGACCCCCAGUGCUUGUCCAUCACCUGGAUCAUCACUAUCACCUCCUCCUUCAUCCUCUUCUUCUACACAUCGUAAACAAGGGUCUCCUUCACCAUCUAGCCCCACACCCACAGCGGUGAGUCCAACGAGAUCCCAGACCGCAGCCUCACCACGACGUAUCGUUGCCUCUUCACCCUCUGACGUCCCAGAGUCACCUGAAGGUAGUCCAGGUUCAGACAGCCCUGCUCCUAGUGCUGCUGCUGCUGCUGCUGCCACACCAGCAACCAGCCCCAAACCACACAUGAAUGAAACCAGCUUUUGAUUGGUCCAUCAGAAAUCACCACAAACCUUUAUAUUAAAUAGUAAAAUUUCCAGGCUCUUGUUGAUCAACAUGGUACAAAAUAGACUGACAUCAUGACUUUUUUAAUCAGUUGUAUUGAUUAAAUGCCCACAUGAAAAGAGCUAUAAUUUACUGACUCACUUAAACGCAGCGUGUAACGUCACUGGAUCUGACGUCAUGUGAGAAGGAGGCACCAACAGAGAACAGUUCUCAGUCGCCAGGUACUGACUUCAGGUAAAUAUGAUAAUCACUGAUUUAACUGCACUUCACUCUUCUUCAUGGUUUUAUAUCUGUUUCAACUGUUGACGUUUUUCUGUUUAAUGUCUGUGUUUGUUUGAGGGAAUCACACUGUGAGCAAAACAAACACUGUGGUCAUUAGUCUGGGUAUUAAAAUUUAACACUCACUCAUCCAACACUACAAAGUCUAAACCUUUUCUAAAACACAGAAAUAAUCAAAAAAAUAAUUUAGUUUUUAGAUUCAGAUGACAUUCAUUAAGAAACUGUUAACCUGUCAUGUGUUUUCUAAACAGCUGGUUUCACAAGAUUUUGUCAGAAUAAAAUUCUCAUUUUGUCAA